Molecule: messenger RNA, 1344 nt
Organism: Opisthorchis viverrini
Lineage: Eukaryota; Metazoa; Platyhelminthes; Trematoda; Opisthorchiida; Opisthorchiidae
Exons: 10
Coding region: 1-1344 (447 amino acids)
Source: RefSeq, a predicted model, not a curated record
AUGGAAUACGGGUCUCAUGAGACGCUUUGUUGUUUGUCGUUUCCCAUUGUAUUUACUGAUGUGCAUGCAAUCGUCAUUCUCACAGAACGCGAAGAGAUCCCAUCCAGCAGGAAUAACUUGGGAUCCUUCGGUCACGAUAAAAAUACAUUCUUGAACAAGCACAACCAGUACCGGACGAUGGUCCUCAGAGGGAUGGUUCCGAAUCAACCACCGGCUUUGCUGCUCCCCAACUUGCAUGCGCCGUACGGUCACUUUUACGUCUUUCUCACGAGAGGUACCAAGUGGUCGGAGCGUGACUUUACUGACUGGAAGGUCCGUGGUUCGAACACCACCUCUGUCUCUCAACUUUCCCUGUCUAGGCUUGGGCAACCUGGCAGUAUCCCAGCCCUCGUGCAACAUUCGGGUGGCAUGGCAGCCAGGAAACCAUUUUUUAAAUUAUUACCGCGCACAUGGAGCGAUGUUCUGGAGGCAAAUGCAAGAAAUGAAGCAGAAAGUUGCGCUUAUUCAGCGACUGGAGAGAAUUCGCCUGGUGGGGUUCGAGUACAAUCCAAAAGAGAAAACUUUGAAAGUGAUCUAAUGUUUUCUUUACACUCUGCUUACAGUGCGGUCAAGUACUGGUUUGAUCAACAUCUACACUACAAAUACGGUCGAUAUCCUCCAGGAAAUUCCGUCCAAGUGUCGGGCUACACACAGCUUGUGUGGGCAAACACACAGACCGUUGGAUGUUAUCAAGCCUACUGUAAGCACUAUUGGACGGGCUCCAACGUGGAAUCGGACAUACAUAAUACAGUUUGUCGCUACUGGCCUCCGGGCAAUGUGGACAACGAAAUGCCAUAUGAACGUAAGCAGAAUCCGAACUUCCACUCUCUACCGGUGUCAUACACCCGGAUUGUAAAAGCUUGCUAUUAUUCAAAUGCUGGUGAACUCAUGACUGGGAUUCUUCUUCACCCUAUAUACACCACGACAGCUUCAGACCAAAACAAGGAGGACUAUCUAAACAGGCACAAUAUGUACCGGACCAUGAUGUGGCAGCGCAAAGUGCCCCAUCAACCAGUGUCCUCUGUGUUAUCCAAUUUGACAUGGAGUGCGAGACUGGAGAAAGAAGCGAAGCUCGAAGCAGAAAUGUGCGUUUCCGCAGUGAAAGGGGAGAUUUUACCGGGGGAGGCACGGACAGAAUCCAAAGAUAUCAAUCUGGAGGGGAAGCACUGGACUCGAGUUUCGCUCUUAUUAGAGCUCAUCAGCAGUGCAUAUCCAAUGACCGUGCCGGAAUUUGAACCCCAGACAUAUGACAUGCGAGGCGAGCGUGUAAGUACUACUCAACCAACGCACGUUGGACGCAUCUGA